Molecule: messenger RNA, 840 nt
Organism: Moesziomyces antarcticus
Lineage: Eukaryota; Fungi; Basidiomycota; Ustilaginomycetes; Ustilaginales; Ustilaginaceae
Exons: 5
Coding region: 1-840 (279 amino acids)
Source: RefSeq, a predicted model, not a curated record
AUGUUGGUGACGUGUGUGCGUGAGGAGCAGCUGCAGCAAUUGCCGCGCCAUUAUCGACAGCCGUACGCCGCACAGCUGCAGCCCAGAGACAAGCAGCGCCGCGAUGCAAGUGGUGGCGGUGGCGGCGGCAUGAUUGCCAAAGGGAAGCUGGCCGAGUUGGCCGGUGACAAAGCCGACAAUCUCGCACGCCUCCCACUCGGCAGCCAGGCUGACCAUGCCGUCGAAGCCGAGGUAGAGGACGGGUCUGAUGCCGUCGUCGUCGCGCCAACAGAGAGCGCUACUGCCCGCUUUGCACCUUACCUCACAACCACCAUCACCUCUCGCUUGUCACACAUCACACCUGUGCACGAUCCUUUCCUGCAUCAGGGCAACUGCCGCGCCAUCAUCGACAGCAGUGCGCCGCACAGCUUCAGGCAAGGGACGAGUGGCGUCGUGAUGCAAGCAGUGGCACGGUUUUGGGGGGCUGUACUAGCAUGGAGUUCACCGGCACGCCAACAUGCUAUCUUCACGCUCAGGAGAAACGAGGUUGGUAUUGUGGGUCGAGCAUCUCCUGCAGCCACUGUCGCUCCAUCAGCAACAGCUGCAGUUGCAGGAUACAAGCAUCGCAAUGGGAGUACUGGUGAUGAGAGAGGCGCAGGGCCUGGGACAGCGCCAACUGUCAAUGCCAUUCUCAUGCUCCGACAAAUAUUGGUAUUGGAUGUCGAUGAGGUCAUGUUCCUGCAGCAACUCCCGCUCCACCAGCAACAGCAGUACGCCGCACAGUUGCAGGCCAGAGACAAGCAGCGUUGUGAUGCAAGCAGUGGCAGUGGCGGCAUGAUGCGCGGAUUCGGAGGACCGUAA